Molecule: messenger RNA, 663 nt
Organism: Cervus elaphus (red deer)
Lineage: Eukaryota; Metazoa; Chordata; Mammalia; Artiodactyla; Cervidae
Product: basic proline-rich protein-like
Exons: 3
Coding region: 1-663 (220 amino acids)
Source: RefSeq, a predicted model, not a curated record
AUGAAGUGCUCUGGUUUCCUUCCCGAGAGUUUGCAUGCCACUUUUAAUAGACACUAUGAUCAGGACACAGUCCCUCUGAGGACCAUUACCAAUGGGCAGCAGAAGGCGCAGGCUGCAGCAGGGCUGGCACUAGCCGCGGCGUUCUCACAGCCUGCAAGGGCGCCGGGCUCGUCACCCCGGGGCGUGGGCAACCCGCGGCCGGCAUCCCUCCCCCAUGCGCCUCCCGGCAAGCAGCGCCUGGCAGUGCCCACCGAGGGCAGGGCGGGGCGCGGGCCGGGCCGCGCUAUAGGUGGGGCCGGCAGCUCGGCCGCCGCUGACGCAGUGCGGGCCAGCAGCGGGAGAGUCCAGGCGGGCGUGGAGGGUUCAGCCCGGCCGCCCGCAGGCCGCGUUCCCAUCGGAGGGGGCAGGGCGCACUCACCCGGCCAGCAGCAGGCCGCCGGCGGCCUGCUGGCUCCGCCGCCACCGCCGAGCUCGCCAUUCAGCGCGCCUCGUCUCCGCCCCAGUCCUGGGGGCCGAGCUGGGGAGAAGGGGCGGGCGCCCGCGAGCAGUGAAUCACCGCCUCCGCCUGCCUCCGAGCCGCCGCCACCUUUCCAUUCAGUCGCCCAACAUGGCUGGAGUGCGGCGGAGGUGAGCCGACCGCCCCCUGCAGCUCCAGCCUCCUGA